This is a messenger RNA of Rotaria sp. Silwood2, 1422 nucleotides long. The record is from the annotation of a GenBank genome assembly. NCBI's taxonomy places the organism in Eukaryota, Metazoa, Rotifera, Eurotatoria, Philodinida, Philodinidae.
AUGUUUGCCAUUCGUUUGAAAUAUCGACGAAAUCCAUUCAAACAAAUAUUAUCAAUUAUUUUAUUUAUUCUAUUUCAUUGGAAUCAUCGUAUUCAUAUUUAUCUAUUUUUUAUUACUUUAUUCACAACUAGUUUUAUAUCUUAUCGACAACCAUUUAGUCUUUUAUUUCAAGAAUCAUCAAGUGAAUCUGUGCGUAAUAAUUUAAUAAAUCAACAUAAAGAAGAACAAAAAAAUGCUUUUAAAUGGAUUGAAAAUAUAUUAAAACAUCCAGAAAAUCAUUCAAAUCUUAUUUCAAAACAAACUCAACAAUCAAUAUUUUACGAUUAUCUUGAAACAAAAACUAAUUUAUUAUCAUCAUAUACAUUACUUAAUAAGCCUAAACAAACAUUAUUAAAUAAACAUGAUCAUAUUAUAAUAUCAAUAUUAUAUAGUAAACAAGAUAGUGAUCAUCGAGAAGGAAAAUUUUAUAUAGGUCAAAUACUUUAUCAUUUACUUAAAAAUUAUCAUUCACGUUUUAUAAUAACAUUAUGUGAAAAUAAUAAUACAAAUGAUCAAAUAUCUGAUAGUAUUGAACUUAUUCGACGUUUAUUACCUGUUUUUAUAAUAAAUACUUUACCUGAAUCUAUAAUAAAUACAUAUGAACGAGAAAAACAAGCAUAUUUACAAUGUUUAUUAGCAAAUUUUCAGUCAUUUCCAAAUGCAAAUUAUCUUUUAUUAUUACAAGAUGAUGCUGAGCCAACAAAUAAAAAUUUUUAUAAUCAAUUAUUAUCAUUAAUUGAUUAUCGUAUUAAACAACAAUGGCCAUUAUAUGGUCAUAGAAAACAACCAGCUUUUAUUAAAAUUUAUCAUCCAAGAUGGUUAAUUAGUUAUUUUCAUCCAUCAUUUUAUAUUGUUAUACAAUUAAUUGCAACAAGUCUUUUUCUUACAUUAGUUUUUUUUAUUUGUUUUUAUUUCUAUGAAAUUAUUAUUCAAAAAAAAAAUAAUAUAAAUCAAACGCAAUUGAAAUCUUACUCUCGUUCAUCAUUAAAUAAUCAUAUAUACCUUUCUAAUCUAAUUAAAAAUAAUAUAAAAUUGUUUUAUUUUAUAUUUUAUUUUUUUCUUAUUACUCUAGUUCUUAUUCUACUUGACCAUUCUAAUGUUUCAUGGACAUGGCGUUCAUUACAUCCAUCAUUUUAUUCUAUUUAUCCAGCACCAUCAUGUUGUUUACCUGGUGUUAUCUAUUUUCGACAAACUUAUAUUCAAGUUAUUGAAUAUUUAAAUAGUAUUAAAUGCCAUAAAAACUAUGCAAUUGAUACAGCUUUUGAUGAUUUACCAAAACGUACACAUCUUCAAACAUAUCUUGUUGAACCUAAUUUAGUUCAUCAUAUUGGAUUAUAUUCAAGACUUCGAAAGAUGUAUAUUAAUCCAAAUUUAUUGGAUUAA